Molecule: messenger RNA, 5930 nt
Organism: Puma concolor (puma)
Lineage: Eukaryota; Metazoa; Chordata; Mammalia; Carnivora; Felidae
Gene: CASP8AP2
Product: caspase 8 associated protein 2
Biological process (GO): extrinsic apoptotic signaling pathway via death domain receptors; Fas signaling pathway
Cellular component (GO): mitochondrion; PML body
Molecular function (GO): transcription corepressor activity
Source: RefSeq, a predicted model, not a curated record
UGUCAAAAGGAAAUAGGAUCAUGGCAGCAGAUGAUGACAAUGGUGAUGGAACAAGUUUAUUUGAUGUCUUUUCUGCUUCUCCUCUUAAAAAUAAUGAUGAAGGUUCUUUGGACAUAUAUGCUGGGUUGGACAGUGCUGUUUCUGACAGUGCUUCCAAAUCGUGUGUACCAUCCAGAAAUUGUUUGGAUUUAUAUGAAGAAAUCCUGACUGAAGAAGGAACUGCAAAGGAGGCAACAUAUAAUGAUUUGCAAGUAGAAUAUGGUAAAUGUCAGCUGCAAAUGAAAGAGCUGAUGAAAAAGUUUAAGGAAAUACAGACACAGAAUUUCAGCUUAAAAAAUGAAAACCAGUCUCUUAAGAAGAAUAUUUCAGCACUUAUCAAAACUGCUAGAGUGGAAAUAAAUCGCAAGGAUGAAGAAAUAAAUAAUCUUCACCAAAGACUGUCUGAGUUCUCACAUUUUCGAAAUAAUCACAAAACUCUAAGGACACCAGAUAUAGUUAAAACAAAAGAUCUUAAAUCCAGAUCUCCCCAUUUGGACGAUUGUGCAAAGACUGAUCUCAGAGUGAAAAGUGAUGUUUCUAAAGAUGUACAUCAUAGCACUUCACUGCCAAAUCCCGAAAAGGAAGGAAAAUCACAUUGUGAAAAAAAGAGCACUUUGUAUUUGUCUCCAUUUACUGAAAAACACUGCAACAAUGGCAUUUGGUCACGUUCCCAUUAUCAGGUUGGUGAGAGUAUCUCAAAUGAGGAUAAUAGAAGAGGGAGAAAAGAUAUUAGACAUAGCCAACAUAGCAGAGGAACGGAUAGAAUACGGAAAGACUUAAAUUCUAGUUGUGGUGAUAGUGAAUCAAGGAACACAGAGGCUAGUCAAAGGCUACAAGGACGUCCUGAGAAAUAUGGUAAAGGUGAACCAAAGGCUGAAAGUAAAAAUUCAAAGUUUAAAAGUAAUACAGAUAUGGAUUAUAAAAAUGAACGCAUUAACUCUUGGGAAAAAGAGACCUUUAGAGAAAGGUCACAUACUCGAGUAGAAUCUCAAAGUGACAAAAAACUAGAAAGACAAAGUGAAAGAUCACAGACUAUAAAUAGAAAAGAACUUAAGUCGCAAGACAAAGAAGAAAGAAAAGUUGAUCAGAAACCUAAAUCCGUAGUAAAAGACCAGGAUCAUUGGAGAAGAUCUGAACGACCAUCACUUACUCAUUCCAAGAAUGAAAUAAAAUCUCAUAAUUCAAGUAAAUACCAUCUAGAAGAGAGAAGAGGAAGGGAAGAUUGUAAAAGAGAUAGGGGUGUAAGUAAUCAUAGUUUUCAAGAAGGAAGAUGUCCAUCCUUUUUUUCAUUCAGCAGAACUCAUAAACACACUGACUCCAAAGAAUCUGAUGCUGUGCACCAGUGGGAAAAUACACCUUUAAGAGCAGAACGGCAUAGGACUGAAGAUAAGAGGAAAAGAGAACGAGAAAGCAAAGAAGAAAAUAGGCAUAUAAGAAAUGAAAAAAGAACACCUACAGAACAUUUGCAGAAGACUAGCAAAGAAACUAAGAAAACCACUACGAAUUUAAAGAGACAGAAUGAGCCCAAAAGUGAUAAAGGUGAAGUCUCUAACAAUGAGGUUUCUGAAGGAGCGGAUAAUAAAGAGCCUGCAAUUAAAGCUGACAGUGGUCCAAAUGAAACAAAAAACAAAGACUUAAAGUUGAGUUUUAUGGAAAAAUUGAACUUAACCCUUUCUCCUGCUAAAAAGCAGCCUGAUUCUCAGGAUAACCACCUGAAAAUAACCAAUAUCCCCAAAUCCAGUGGCAUAUGUGAUUUGGAGUGCUUGGUUCAGGCGACAACAGUGACAUGUGUGUCCUCUGUCAGUGAACAUACCGCAGAGGAAACCAAAUCAAAGUUAUUGGAACCAAAGGAUGCUCUUGCAGUUGCAUCUGAACCCAGGACCAGUAAUCCAGAAAGGAAAAUGGAAGGAGAGAGUGUGUUGGUUAAAUCUGUUGAGAAUACUAUGGGUUGUGAUGUGCCCAUUUGUGGUACAGAGACUUCCUUCUCAGCACCUGUGGAAAUGGAACAAACAGAAUCCUUGUUUCCAUCAUCAACAGAAAUGGGACAAACCAUUAAUGGUGCCAGGGAAGCAGUUCCUGUGGUAAUGGACAUAUUACAAACAAAUGUUUCUCAAAACUUUGGCUUGGAAUUGGAUACUAAAAGAAAUGUUGAUUUAAAUUCUUGUAGUGUUUCUGAAGGUAUGGAGAUGAAGGAGCCUUCUGCAACAAAAGUAGCUGAAUCCAGUGACAGCAUUUUGCAGCCUUCAGUUGAAGAAACUGAAAUUUUGCCAGUAGCCCUUUCAGAAGAUGGUAACCCCAAAUUUGAGCCUUCUCUUGUAGAUACACCAUUGGAUGAAAGUAAGUCUUGUCAUUUGGAGCCUUGCUCACCUAAAGAGACACAAGAAUCUUCACUUCAGCAGUCUGCGAUAGUGGACAACAGAAUGGAAAUCGGUGAAACAAACUCAGUAUAUAAUGAUGAUGAGAAUUCAGUUUUGAGCAUUGACCUCAAUCACCUGAGGCCUAUUCCAGAAGCCAUCAGUCCUCUGAAUAGUCCAGUGAGACCUGUAGCAAAAGUUCUUAGACUGGAAAGCCCAUCUCAAGUUUCAUUAUGUAAUAACAGUCAUAAAGAUAUAUUUCCACCAGAUUCGGCUCAAUCUACCUCUAAGAGCAAGUCUGAUCUCAAUAAGGAAAAUCAAAAGCCAGUUUGCAAAUCUGACAAAUUUACAGAUGCAGACUACCAUAAGAAUUCAUCUUUAGAUGAAUUGGAAGAAGGAGAAAUUAUAAGCGACAGUGAAAAAUCUAAACCACAAGAAAGUUUUGAAAAAAGUGCCAAACCUAGAACUUCUACUGAAGUCCAGAAUGCAAAAAGUAACCCAGGAAGUAGGAAAAGUACUAUGCACUUGGGUAAAGACAGUAGGAAAACAUCUAUAAAAAUUCAUCAGACCAAAAGCAGAUGGAAUAAUAAUAGACAAAGUGAAUCUAGCAGAUCUUCAAAAACAGAGAGGAAAGAUAAGACCAUGAGUACCUCCAGCCUGGAAAAAAUAGUUCCAAUUAUUGCUGCACCCUCUUCUGUACGAGAGAUUAUGCACAUGUUACGAAUGAUAAGAAAACAUGUAAGGAAAAAUUAUAUGAAAUUCAAGGUAAAAUUUUCAUUAAUACAAUUUCAUAGAAUUAUCGAGUCAGCAAUUUUGAGUUUUACAUCACUAAUUAAACACCUUGACUUAUCCAAGAUCUCAAAGUCAGUGACUACUUUACAGAAUAAUCUCUGUGAUGUUAUAGAAUCCAAACUUAAGCAAGUUAAAAAGAAUGGCAUUGUGGAUCGUUUGUUUGAACAGCAGCUACCAGAUAUGAAAAAAAAAUUGUGGAAGUUUGUAGAAGAACAGCUGGAUUAUUUGUUUGGAAAGCUUAAGAAAAUCUUAGGAAAGUUUUGUGAUUCCAUAAACUUUGGCAGUGACAGUGAUGAAGGAAAACGUGAAAAGAUAAAUAAGGAGAAAGCACAAUAUUCAAAUUGUCAGAAGGGGAAUGUGGACAACUCCAGCAAAGAAAUGCUGAAAGAGAAAUCCCCCAAAUCAGAAGAUUCUGUUAAUCAUAAGUCUGCACUUGGAUGUAAAAAAUCUGAGGAAAAACCUAAAGAUAAUUUCAGUAUUAACACCGUAAAGCGUGACAUUAAAAAAAGUUCUAACACUUGCUUUGAUAACAUUAAGAACUCUCAGUCUGAAGAACGCUCCUUGGAACCAAACUGUCCCAGCAUCCCAAAGCCAGGAAAAAUGGAAGGCAACACCAUAGAGGAUGCACAAACAUCCCAGCAUGCAGCUUUGAAGCCAGAACGCAGUUUCGAGAUUCUUACUGAACAGCAAGCAUCUAGCCUUACUUUUAAUUUAGUGAGCGAUGCACAGAUGGGUGAAAUAUUCAAAAGUUUGUUACAGGGUUCUGAUCUUUUGGAUAACAGUGUUAAUUGUAAUGAAAAAAGUGAGUGGGAGUUAAAGACUCCAGAAAAACAGCUGCUGGAGAGUCUUAAGUGCGAAUCUAUACCAACUUGUACAACUGACGAGCUGGUUUCAGGGGUGGUUUCUCCAUGUCCUAAAAUGAUUAGUGAUGACAAUUGGUCAUUAUUGUCAUCUGAGAAAGGUCCAUCUUUGUCUUCAGGACUUUCUUUGCCAGUUCAUCCUGAUGUGUUGGAUGAAAGUUGUAUGUUUGAAGUGUCCACUAAUAUAGCUUUGAGUAAAGAUAACGGAUGUAGUUCAGAAAAGAGCAAGCCCUGCAUUUCCUCCAUACUUCUUGAAGAUCUCGCAGUCUCUUUAACAGUACCAUCACCUCUGAAGUCAGAUGGUCAUCUCAGUUUCUUAAAGCCUGAAGUUUUGUCUAGUUCAACUCCUGAAGAAGUUAUUAGUGCCCAUUUUAGUGAAGAUGCCUUACUUGAAGAAGAGGAUGCAUCUGAACAAGAUAUUCAUUUAGCUCUGGAGUCUGAUAAUUCGAGCAGCAAAUCAAGUUGUUCUUCAUCAUGGACAAGUCGGUCUGUUACUCCAGGCUUUCAGUACCACCCCAACCUACCCAUGCAUGCUGUCAUAAUGGAAAAGUCCAAUGAUCAUUUCAUUGUGAAAAUACGGCGUGCCGCACCAUCUACCUCCCCUAGUCUUAAACAGAAUAUGGUGGCUGACGAGUCACUGGUAUCGUUGCCCAGAGUGGAAAAAGAAGCAGAUAAAGCAGUGGAGAAAGAAUAUGUUUCAUGUCAGAAUGGAGUUUUUAAAUCUGUGGAGGAAUUAAAUUCCAACAACAAUGUUGACAGCAGUAAAUCAGCUCAUGAAGAACAGGACUGUAUGAUACAAACACAGGUUCCUGAUAUAUACGAAUUUCUUAAAGAUGCUUCAGGUAAAGUGAGUCAUGGUAAUGAAGUGGCUGAUGAGUGUUUCAAGUUGCAUCAAGUAUGGGAACCAAAAGUACCUGAAAGCAUUGAAGAAUUGCCUCCAAUGGAAGAAAUUUCACAUUCUGUUGAGGAUCAUCUUCCAGACACAUAUAUAGACCUCACAAAAGAUCCAGUCACUGAGACCAAAAACUUGGGGGAAUUCAUAGAAGUAACAGUUUUAAAUAUUGAUCAGUUGGGAUGCUCUGAAGGCAAUUUGGACCAGAAUGCUCAAAUACUAGAUGAUAUGCAGCCUGAUACUGUAGAUGCUUUCAUUGAUUUGACACAAGAGGUUUCAAGUGAGAGUAAAAAUGAGAGUAACCAUCCUGUUUUAGGUGUUGAACGCUUGGAAUGUCAGGUGAUAUGUGUAGAUGAAGAUAACUGUAAGGAAGGAAAGGUGCAAGUGGCAAACGGGCCUUUGGAAUGCAUUGUUGAGAAAGCCUGUAUCGAUUUGACUUCAGAACCUCCCAGUUCAUGUGAAGUAAAAAAGGAUGACUUAAAACCAGAGUCGGCAUCAAAUUCUGAUAGUUCAGUGUUGCCUGGGACUUUGGAUAAUGCUCCUAAAAAGAGAAAAAAACUUUCUGAUCUAAAUCAUUCUCAUAAAAAACAGAGAAAGGAAACAGACUUAACCAGUAGGGAAAAGACUAAGAAAAUUACCCAUGAUUCUUCUGAGAAUGGUGAAGCUCACCGAAAGAAAGCCAGUAAGAAAAAGGCCCCUGCAGUGACUAAAGAUCUCUCAUCAUUGAAGUCAAGCCCAGGGAUCGAGGAGCUGUCAGCAACUGCCACUUCUCCUAUAAGCCUUUCUGCAAAGAAUGUUAUUAAAAAGAAGGGAGAAAUUAUAGUUUUAUGGACAAGAAAUGAUGACCGGGAAAUUUUAUUGGAGUGUCAAAAAAGAGGGCCAUCAUUGAAAACAUUUUCUUAUUUAGCUGCCAAGUUGAAUAAAAAUCCAUAUCAGGUCUCAGAAAGAUUCCAGCAGCUAAUGAAGCUUUUUGAAAAGUCAAAAUGCAGGUAG